AGACCAAACCAUCGAUUGGCUGGCGAUAACAGCGCAAGAGAAAUAUCACAAAAAAAAUAACCUUUUUCAUUUUCAAGACAAACAUGUAAAACAUGAGUUUAGCAGAGUUGACAGCGACCAAGACGAGAAAAAGCACACGCAGCUCUGCAAAAGACAACCACGACGACGAGCGAGUGGAGUAGAAGGAAGGACCAGGAGUGGAGUAGCAGGAGCAGGAGCAGUCAGCCCAGGGCGUGCGGAAAAAUCAAUCGCAGCGACAGGAAGCCACGGAACCCGCCGCCGCCAUGGUGAUAGAGAUAGAGAAGAUCAUCGGCGACCUGGAGUCCAACAUGACGCUGGAGAACGAGGAGGCCAAGCGCAAGCUGGUGGAGUUGCUAACCCAGAACAAGGAGCAGUGGGUGGUGCAGUUCAUGCUGGACUACUUCUUCAAAACCGGAUCUCAGCGCAUUCUGGAGGUGCUGGUCAAGGCCCAGGCGCCGCACGAUGGCUUCAUCUUUGACCGGCUGGACGACUGUCUGAAGCAGUCGCAGCACCGGGUGCAGAGCCUCCAGGUGUUCUGCUUUAUAGUGCGCCACCAUCCCACCUGGCUGUACAAGAUCGAGAAACACCGGCUGAUCAAGAGCGUGUUCAAGCUGCUGACGCACGAGAAGGAGAUUGUGCCGCUGAUGAGCGCCUUACUGUGCAUAAUCACCCUCCUGCCGAUCAUACCGAAUUCCGUGCCCAACUUCCUCAACGAUCUGUUCGAGGUUUUCGGGCACUUGGCCUCGUGGAAGCUGCAGAACAGCGCCAAAAUGCCGGACGAGAAGCUCGUCCACCUGCAGUUGGGUCUGCAGAUGCUGUUCCACCGCCUGUAUGGAAUGUAUCCCUGCAGCUUUAUGGCCUAUUUGGGGGAGUUCAUCAAGCGGGGCAACGGAGGCGGCAUCUUCCAGCACACGAUCAAGCCGCUAUUGGACACUGUGCGACUGCAUCCUAUGCUGCUAACGGCCACGCCAGAGACGGAGGUGAACAAUACCCGUUGGAAGGAGAUGGAGCCGCAUGACGUGGUCAUGGAGUGCGCCAACCUGUCGCUACCCGUGCUUCUGCCCGAGGCGAGCAACGAAGACGGCAGCUAUGCGUAUCCCAUCACCCCGGGAUACAGUCGCAUGACCUCGAACACCUCGACUACGGACUACAGCUAUCAGCUGAGGGAGUUGCAGCAUUCGAGGAACGUGUACUCCCGCUUCGAUUCGUCCGCCUCGGGUGGAGAGCUGGGUGCCAUCUGGAGUCCGCACAAUGAGAUCGCCACGACCAGUAGCGCCAUACCGCUGACGCCCACCACAUCGUUUAUUUUGCCACUCCAGCCGGCGAUGAACUCCCAGCUAAUGGUGGGCAUGACGGGUUCUUCGCCGCCCGAAGCUGCUGUGGAGGCCACGCCGGAAACAACGCCCCUAAAGGAUGUGAGAGAGAUAAAGCAGCCAGGUCGUGCGGUAAAUUCGCAUGCCGUGAGAGCCAUCUUCGCCGUGAGCCAGCCUUCUUCACCCAUGCGCAAGGACCAGCAGAAUCAGUUCAGUUUCCCUGAUGUCACUCGCGAGGCGGAGGAAAGCAGUCAUUCGUUUCUGGAAGUCAACAGGGUGACCACAUACGACCGGCGUCUGCAACAGGUCAUGCAGGACAGGCACAACGUGAACGCAUCUUUUCCAAGCAGCAUGCCGGAAAUCAACUCCGAAUUGUCACUCGCCGGUGGUUCCGUCUAUCCAGCUGUCACUCAGGAGGUCGCUUCCGUUUGCGGCGAGUGCAACGAAACGGACAGGAACCUGUGCAGCGUGGGAGGCCUCCACAUGCCCACCAGCCGAUCCAUGCACCAGCUUGCCAAGAAGCGACGCAAUCGUAUGGCCAGUUAUAGUGGCCAUGACAGCUGUGCGGACAGCAGGAGCUCGGCAGCCAAGAAGGCAAACUGGAGCGUGGAGGCGGAGAACCCAAUGCGACGGACUAAGUCCUGCUCAGCUUUGGCCGCAAUGCGGCAGCAACAUAUGGAGGAGAACGACGACGAGGCCGAUUGUCCGGGCCAAAGGCAGAGAUCGGAGAAUGGAAAUACGCAAAAGACUGGCAGCCGCCUGCAGAGGAGCGGCCGGAUCCUGGCCAUUUCGGCGCCCAAGGAGCCGGCCAGGAGCUGCGCCCACGCCUCCACCCAGACGGUGGAAGGAGUGGAUAGUGCUCCGGCGCAGUACGAGAAUUGGCUGAUUGAACUUCUGCUGGAGUGCAAGGAGCAGCGGAAUAACUACGAAAGGAGCCUACUGUACCCACAGGAUUUCCUGGACGAGUACAUCAAGCAUGCGAUCAAGGCCAAUGAAACCUUCGACGCCGAGCAGGGUCAACUGAUGUGCCUGCAGCUAGGGUACGAAAGCUACCGGCGGUCCAUUCACGCGGAGCGCAAUCGAAGGCUCAUGGGACGAAGCAGGGACAAGCGCAGCCUGGAAAUGGAGCGGGAUCGGUUGAGGGAGCAGCUAAAGAACUUCGAUGCGAAGAACAAGGAUCUAGCCAGUAAGAUGGAUCAGGCCAUGCGGUUGGCCAACGAGCGCCAGAACAUCCAUCAGGAGGAGCUGGGCGAGAUGAGGGCAAAGUAUCAGCACGAGCUGGAGGAGAAAAAGUGCCUGCGGCAGGCCAAUGACGACCUGCAGACGCGCCUCACCAGUGAGGUGGCCCGCCAUAAGGAGAUGAACUACGAACUGGAAUCGCUACGGGGACAGGUCUUCAGUCUGGGCACCGAACUUCAGCACACCCAGCAGCAGGCGGACAUGGGGCUGCAGUGCAAGCAGGAGCUGGCGCGCCUGGAGGCCGAGUUCAUCAUCAUGGGUGAGGUUCAAGUGCGGUGUCGCGACCGUCUGGCCGAGAUUGAUAAUUUCAGGGCCCGCGACGAGGAACUGCAGAUGCUGCAAGAGAGCAGCCAGCUAGAACUAAAGGAACUGAGGCACAGCCUGGACGAGAAGACAUCACAGCUGGAGAGCAUGAAGCACAAGAUCAGUGACCUGCAGGCCCAGCUGGCCAACAGCGAGAAGGCCAUGACGGAGCAGAAGCGACUUCUGAGCACGGUCAAAGAUGAGUACGAGGAAAAGUUCAAGUCCGUGAACAAGAAGUAUGACGUGCAAAAGAAGAUUAUCAUGCAGAUGGAGGAGAAGCUGAUGAUGAUGAUGGCGCAGCCGCAGGGAAUUGCAGGUCACAACACCUGCUCCCCGGACACGGACAGAACUGACAUUGCUUCCUCCAUUGAGCGCAACUCGCCGCUGUCCACUUCGCUGGCCUCCAGCGAGAGUCUAUCGGCCAGCCUGCGCUCCACGGAGCUGAAGAACCUGCACCAGCUGGUGGACACACCCUCGAUGCCGGAAGUGCUGAGCAGCCUGGCCGCCACCGCCCAGUUCGAGGACGUGCGUCUGCCGGCCGUGGAUCUGGCCUCCUCGGCCAGCACUGCUAGUGCCAUCAACAUCGUGCCGCACGCCUUGGACCUGCCGUCGACCUCCGGCGGCAUCGGUCACACGCUUACCCACCCACAUCCGCAUCCGCAUCUCCACCUGCAGCAACACCAACAGGAGCAACUGCAGCAAGAGCAGCUGACGCAGUUUGUAAAAAAGAACUAGCUUUCCUUCGCUAAACAAAUGUCUAUUGGGAAAAUCCAAACAGAAAAUCAACAAAAAAAGUUAUUGGUUCUACAUAUUUUCAUAUUCAGUUCAAAACUGUAACUAAGGUUUAAUAAAUCGCUGACUCCACGCAAUAA
This is a messenger RNA of Drosophila subpulchrella, 3748 nucleotides long. RefSeq names its product hamartin (gene Tsc1). The record is from RefSeq and is a predicted model, not a curated record. Gene Ontology annotation, biological process: negative regulation of cell population proliferation; negative regulation of TOR signaling; regulation of cell cycle. The transcript has 7 exons. Lineage: Eukaryota; Metazoa; Arthropoda; Insecta; Diptera; Drosophilidae. The coding region runs from base 285 to 3611 and encodes 1108 amino acids. Gene Ontology annotation, cellular component: TSC1-TSC2 complex.